AUGACACCUCAAGAACCAUCUGUCGAGAUGUGGCAGAAACCCACAAACCGCGGAAGAGGCCGCAAGAAUAACUCUACUCCUCACGGGGGGCCAGGGCCAGGAAAACCACAGGCUGCCCAGGGACCCAAGCUGGAGCUCCCUGAUGGCUACGUUCCCCAGGGCAAGCAGGUUGGGAAUAACGGCUGGAACAAGACGGCUUCCUAUUCAUCAGACUUCUCAUUCGGCUUGCUCUCGCCGAACAUGUCACAAAGCUUCCGUGCUGUGAAGCCCUGGGCUCUGGACCAGAGAUAUCCCCGCCCUUCAAAUGACAAGUCUCUCCUCAGUUUCAACUACGACCGUCAAUGGCACUCCUUCGAAGGCAAGGAUGUCAUGGCAGAGCUUAACAAAGCACUAGCCCGAGGUCGUCGGGCCAAGCUGCCUCCUAUUUUCGGAGAUUCGAGCCCUGAGGCUCUGCAGAAGGCAGAGAAGGAAUACAGGAGAAGAGGCCAUUCCAACCUAUACAAGGCCAGGAUGGCCAUUCGGAACACUCCUCAGUCUUCCAAGUUGCUCAUUGCUGCUUCUGCCACCAAGCCAGACCCGAAUGAGAAUGAGGGUCUGGUCAAGUUUCUGCAGAUUGCCGAGCUCCGAGCAAUCCUCAUCGACUUCCUCAUUCCCAGCGUCGGAGACCUCACUGCCCUUGCGGCAACUUGCCGGGGUAUUGCGGCCCUUGUCCCGCACAGUUUUGAAAUCUGGGAUUUCAAUUCAGGAGCCUUCCCAACCGGCCGCUUUGUCAACGGGGACGGCAUCCGAAGCAGCACCCUAAUCGUCACCCCCAUCUCAGAUGAGCCGGAGUGCCCCAAGAAGCCUUACAUGAAGGACUUCCGUAACCUUGUCGAUCUUUGCGCCGCCAUUACCACAAUUCCCCACACCUCUCGGAGCAUCAUCUUGGACCAGAUCCCUUUCCUUGAUGUCCGUCUAUUCGAAUUGAUGGUCAAUUCGAUGCCCAACCUAACGACGGUUAUCAUCACCCGUUGUCUUUUGCUCGACGUGUCUAAGCUCAAGCCACUCCUGAAAGUCAUCGAACGCCAUCCACGGAGCGUAGAGGACGAGGACAAGCAGCUGCGUAGGCAGUACAUCCGCCUUGACUUUUUCCCUUACUUUUUCCGCGGUCCUCAAACCUCCACGCGCCUGGGAUCAUACGGCGUCACAUACAAUGAGCCGACAUUCCACACUCCAAAGGCUGUCUUCGGGCUGAUCCUACAGUGCUGGGAUCUCGCAAGAUUGGUGGGCAUGGACUUGGUCAGCGACAGUUCGUCCUUUUGGAGCUUCGUUCGUCAAUUACCAGGACCGGAUGUUCUGUGGGCAAUCAAAGCGAGGGACGCGCUACUUUCCCGCGAACGUGAGAGAGAAUUGACCAAACGCGCUACCGAGGCCGUCCAAGACACGGUUAUGCAGAACUUUGCCGACGACAUCACGGCCGCCUUGACCGGAGAUGACUUCAGGCCAGGCGACCACCGAAUCCCCUAUCACCAGAGAAAAUUUCGUGGAAAGGAUCACCAUGCGAUGAACUACUGGCGAAGGAGCGAGUCUUGCGUCAAAUGCGGCUUCACGUACCCUUGGUCCUUGUUCCCUAGUCGCCUCGGGGCGUGCUGGUCUUGCCACAUGAGCCGGUAUGUCGAUGAAAUGGAGUGCAGCCAUCUUCGGCUCUUCCAACUCAGUGCCAUGAAUAGAUGGAUGUUCCGCCUCGAUCCGGCAAGGUCCACGCUUGAUGACCUCUUGAAGUAUAGAGAGUGUACACUUGAUGCGGCGCUUCUCGAUGUGAGGUGUGCGGAUUGGGCCUGGGAGUACUUCCUGAGCUUUCGGCCUCAACCCGGGAAUGCGCAAUACACACCUCCAGAGUCUGACGGAUUCGAUAAUUCAAUUCGGUCGAUGGCUCGCUGGCGCUGGUCCAGGCAACCCCCGACUGGUCCUUUCGACUAUAGAAAGGGAGGCCCGCAGUAUGAAGAUCCCUGCAAGAAGGAGCUCGACGUCAGCAUCUACCAAGACAUCAAACAAGGUCCCGAGCCCCAGGAAAUGUUCAAUCUCCGCUGGCGCUGGACCUGGCGGACUGACAUAUACUACCUGGAAGCGUGGAGGGCCAGAUCUGCCGACCCAAAAGAUGAAAUGCACCGCUUUCAUUUAUUCGAUGAAUUGAGCUUCCUGCAACAUUUAUCCAGGGCUCGCGUCUCCCCCGAGGAGUGGCCACUUGCCAUGGACAUUGAGUGGCGCGCACAGAAUGAAUUUGACAAGAAGACUUACACAGAGCACAAUGCCCACGUCGAAGACGAUCUGGCUUCUCUGUAUACUCCGGGCUCCAAGCCCUUCAACCUGGACAAGCCCGUCAUCCACAAGUCAGUCAAUCCUCACGAAUACCGGGCCUUCAUCGAGGAAGCUUCGCGCGCCUGGCUUCCGCAUACCUCGGUCAGGAAAUGUUCGUACUGGUAG
Canariomyces notabilis is the source of this 2463-nucleotide messenger RNA. RefSeq lists its product as uncharacterized. Bases 1 to 2463 code for a protein of 820 amino acids. The transcript has 5 exons. NCBI's taxonomy places the organism in Eukaryota, Fungi, Ascomycota, Sordariomycetes, Sordariales, Chaetomiaceae. The record is from RefSeq and is a predicted model, not a curated record.